Messenger RNA from Acanthaster planci (crown-of-thorns starfish), 5124 nucleotides. It is a transcript of the gene aldh16a1, whose product is annotated as aldehyde dehydrogenase 16 family member A1. Lineage: Eukaryota; Metazoa; Echinodermata; Asteroidea; Valvatida; Acanthasteridae. Gene Ontology annotation, molecular function: oxidoreductase activity, acting on the aldehyde or oxo group of donors, NAD or NADP as acceptor. The record is from RefSeq and is a predicted model, not a curated record.
GCCAUUGCCAGGUGAACAAGAUGGCGGCCUCCAGUGCCAGAGUCGGUUCGUUUGAAACAAAUCCUGACACUUCGGUCGCUGGGAUUUUCGAUUCCAUGAAUUAUGGUCCAAACCCUGAAGCGUCUACCUCUGCACAGGCAUGGUUGGAGUCUCACAACCGCAGCCUGGGCCAUUUCAUCGACAACCAGUGGGUGAAGCCCACUGGGCGAGCCACCUACACCAGCAAGGCACCGGCCACUGGUGAAACCUUGGCCACCACGCUGCAAGGGGAAGAUGAAGACGUAGAGCUGGCUGUGACUGCAGCUUCUAGGGCUUAUACCUCUUGGAGUAAAAUGCCUGGCCACGUCAGGGCAAGGCACUUGUACAGCAUUGCCCGUCAUGUUCAGAAACACCAGCGCCUGAUCAGCGUGAUGGAGAGCCUGGACAACGGCAAGCCAAUCAGGGAGUCCCGCGACUGUGACAUCCCGCUGGUGGUUCGCCAUUUCUACCAUCACGCCGGCUGGGCAGAACUAAUGGACACAGAGAUGGGUAGUUGGAAAUCAGUUGGUGUCGUCGGCGCCAUCGUUCCUUGGAACUUCCCUCUGAUGCUGUUGACCUGGAAGGUCUGCCCGGCCCUGGCCAUGGGUAACACUGUGGUCCUCAAGCCAGCCACCUUCACCCGCCUCAGUGCCCUGCUCUUUGCCCAGAUCUGCGCCGAGGCCGGCCUACCCCCCGGCGUCUUCAACGUGGUCACGGGCAAUGGGGCCUUCGGGAGCAAGCUGGCUGUGCACCCGGCAGUGGACAAGGUGGCCUUUACCGGGUCCACAGAGGUUGGUCAGAUUUUGCGGAAGGCAACAGCUGGAACGGGCAAGAAGCUCUCCCUGGAGCUGGGAGGCAAGUCGCCCUUCAUCGUCUUUGACUCAGCUGAUCUGGACGCAGCCGUGGAAGGCGUGGUGGAUGCCAUAUGGUUCAACCAAGGAGAGGUGUGUAGUGCUGGAUCCCGUCUUCUGGUCCAAGAGACUGUGAAGAGCAAACUGUUGGACAAGCUGCGCGACCGCAUCAUGUCGCUGCGUCUUGGCGACUCCCUGGACAAGUCCAUCGAUGUGGGGGCUGUCGUGGAUCCCUCCCAGCGAGCCACCGUUGAGAAAUAUGUGGAGGAGGCCAGAGGUGAAGGGGCAGAGAUUAUUCAAAACACACAAUGUCUUCCGGCCAGUGGUUGCUUUUACCCACCGACCAUCAUCAACAAUGUGCAAACUUCAUCCAAGGUCGUCAUGGAAGAGAUUUUUGGGCCUGUUGUGGUGAUUCUGCCCUUCCGGACCGCUAAGGAGGCAGUGGCUUUGGGCAACAACACCCACUAUGGCCUGGCGGCCAGCGUCUGGACAGAGAGUGUCAGUCUGGGCCUGGAGGUGGCCCUGAGCCUGAAGGCUGGCAGCGUCUGGGUCAACGGCCACAACAUGUUUGAUGCAGCCAGCGGCUUCGGUGGUUACCGGCAGAGCGGGUAUGGACGAGAUGGCGGCAAGGAGGGCCUUUAUGAGUAUGUGAUUCCAACGUGGGCAGAGAGGGCGCGCCCAGGUGCGGUUGAGGUCAACUACAAGACAUUUGGGGGUCACAUCCCAGCAAUCGUGGGCACUGCAACUCCCAGCAAGAAUGAGAUUGUCGUGAAUGGCCAGAAUAUUCCAAGAGUUGAUCGUACUUACAAGAUGUACUAUGGAGGGGCCCAGAAGCGCCCCGAUGGGCAGUAUUCCCGUCAGAUUCUGAGCCCUGGCGGGGACGUCAUCGCCCAAGUUGGGGAUGGGAAUCGUAAAGACAUCCGGAAUGCAGUAGAUGCCGCCCACAAAGCGGCCCCUGGUUGGGGGAAGCGAGCUGCCCACAAUCGAGCUCAGAUUGUCUACUACAUGGCUGAGAACCUUGAGCUGCGACGCAAUGAGGUCGCCGGCGACCUCUGUCACAUGACCGGUCAGACCAUGGAGGAAGCCCUGAAGGAGGUUGAUUUAUCCAUCCAGAGGCUGUUUCACUGGGGUGCCUACGCCGACAAAUAUGGAGGCACUGUACAAGAAACCCUGCUGUACGGGGCUACAGUCAGGAUUAACGAGCCCGUUGGAGUAGUAGGAAUCACUUGCCCCGAUGAAUUCCCCCUGCUGGCCUUCGUCUCCCUCUUUGCCCCUGCUGUGAUCCGAGGGAACGCCAUCGUCAUCGUUCCCAGUGAGAAAUACCCAACAGUGGCCCUAGACUUCUACCAGGUGUUUGACACAUCGGACCUUCCGGGUGGUGUGGUCAACAUUAUCACUGGUAAUCGCGAUCACCUCACUAAAACCCUAGUGGAGCACCAGGACGUCCAGUCCCUGUGGUACUUUGGCUCGGCGGAGGGGUCCAAGUUCGUGGAGUGGUCCUCUGCCACCAACCUUAAGCGUACCUGGGUGAACUACGGGAAGGGUCGGGAUUGGUCGGACAAGUCCCAAGGGCAGGGAGAGGAAUUCCUCUAUCACGCAACACAGGUCAAAAAUAUCUGGAUACCGAUGGGGGAUAUAUUCGCCAAUUAAAAGCAGGUAGUCUAACUUUCCUGUAAUCCCAUAGAUUUGCACAAAAAUUGUGAAAACUUGGCCAUGUCCAAAAUCAAGUGGCUACGGCUUGGAGUAAUGCACAAGUGUAUGAGACGUGACAGCUGCCACUAGCUUGAGGCUUCCAUAAGAGUGUGUGCGUUGUGCUCAGCAACAGCCAACUAAAUUUGGGAAGUGACUUAUUGAGAUUUUCACACUCUAGAAGGAAAUGAUCAGAUAGCCAGGUAUAAACAAGACACAUGAUUCAUUUAUGGCAUUUCUAUGCUAAUCGGCAGCUCCAAAAAUAUCUGGAAAAGUAUUGUAUCAAGGGAAGAAAAAUCUCAUUGUUCAUCAUUUUUGUCAUUUGAGAUUAUGCAGUGUACACCUUGUUAACUGUUACAAAAAUGGCAACAAAUCUGCAUAAAUCAUCUAGAGGUAAUGUGACUUGAUCGGGGUGAAUUCUCUUAACAUUAUUUUGUGUGUCCAUAUACAGUGUGUGUAUUCUAUCUUUCUCCUUAAAGCGAGAAGUAUGAAGCUGAUUUCAUUUUAAAGGUUUGUAUUUUGGGGUAAAUUUUCUUUGGCAGGGAAGAAUGAGUAUCAUAGAAAAUUAGAUACAGUGUCUAUUAAAUGCAGGAUAUUAAAUACAGUACAGCCAACAGUACAACACUUGAUGGGCACAGUGUAAACAUGAGUUUUUGCAGUACCUUAUUGUGUUUGCAAAUAAAAUAAAAUUCAGUAACACCAAACAACUGUAGCAAUCCUGCAUUUUAUCUUUGAGAUUUACAUGUAGUUUGAGUUUUAAGUUUCAUUCAUGAUUAUUUUAAAGCAUGGAAGUACUUGAAUAGACACCACUGAGAAAUUACUUUCAUUUUAAAGACCAUGAUUUUACUUGGUUGGAAGUUGAUUUUGAUUUGGGGUUAGUUGGUAUUAUACGUCCUUCAUUCUGAUACAAAAGCUUAGUUUUUGUUAACAGUUUUUUUUUUUAAUAGUUAAGAAAUUACCUGAAAUUUUUGGGUUUGGGGAUUUUUCUGAAUAUGUUGUGUAUGCUAACAUGUUGUUUAUGUCAUUUCACACUUUCAAAAUGGUACAACAGCUUUUAUAAGGGCAAACCCGUUACAUAUAAUUAGCUUUUAUACCUACUGUCUUCCAAAGAUUUGUUCAUUCAAAGCCAACUGAGCCCCUGUUUUUAAAUUGAAAUGUUCAAUAGCUUCGCUGACUUUUUGCAGCUUUCCAGAAGUUUACAAUUAAGGGAUGACAGAUGUAUUAAUUCUUGUAAAAAAUUGCUUACCGCAAUAACCAAAACAGUGGCUGCGUCUGAAUCACUUGGCUGCAACUUGAAAUUACACAUGACUUAAUGGAAACCAACCACGGCCACUAACAUACAUGUAGCCUUGAGUGUAAUUUCUAGCCGCAGCCAAGUAAUUCGGACACGGCCAGCAAUCUCAAUUUCAAGCAGUGCUGUAGAGUUGCAUAGGUGUGGGUACCAGCUGUCUGCUAUCAACAACACGGCAGAUAAGCAAAAUGUAUGCAGCUGCCCAAGCGAGUGUUUUUUAUUUGUUAACUUCAAUUUUUCUUUUAAUACCCAACAAAUAACUACUAGUUACCAGAUUUGUACAAAUAACCAAAAAAAAAUUAAAAAGACCAACCUGUUAACAGGUUUAUUAGUCAGGCUAUUUUGGACAAUGAUUGUCAACAUAAUAUUGAUUUAAAAGAAAAGUUCUAUUUUACUAAAGAUGAGUACAUGCACGAGACAACUCAGUGAGAUUUUUGGUGAAUUGACUCCAAACUGUUCCUUACAUGCACUCCUCUGUCUGUCCCCAUCCUUUUGGAUGCCUUCCUCGUAGGUGUUCUCCCUUUUGGGAUAGUUUAAGAAAUUUCUUGAAAAAUCAUAUCUGUAUCAGCAACUCUGAAAAGCAGGAAAGAAGUGUAGUAGCUUGCUGGUGGGGGGGUGGGGAGUGGAGUCAUUUUGGGAUGGUGCUCCAUAUAAUCCUCAACUGUAGGCAUCGCAAAGGGGGGCAAAAUCUGGUCUACCCUCCCUGAAAAAAAUCUGAUAAUAGAGUACCGAAGUGUGACGUCACUAUGAACCAGAAAGUGCAGUGCAAACGAAUGGAGUACGUGCACGUUGGUUCACCCGCUGGUUCUCGCACUAAUGCCAUUUACACACUAACUGUUGUUGUGACAUAUUCACUUGGGUACUCUAUUACAAGGAAUGAGAAAAACAUAAGCAAAAAAAAUGGAAAAAAAGGGAGGAAAGGGGAUUGGGAUCUCUAAACUUCUUAAAACUGACCCCCUUCUAUCAAUUGUUUGCUGCUGAGUGAUCCCUUCCCCCUGCCCCCAGGAAAAUCUCCGGGGAGGCCAUGGAUGUAGCAGUCACUACGCCUAACAUACAUGUACCCAAUGUAUGCCCAUCUGCAUUGAUAAAACUGUUGUUGUAAAUCUAGAUAUUAGUAGCCUUGACUUAAAUUUUCAAACGUCAAUGGAGGAAGUACAGCGAGUCAGUUCAUUUAAACCCACUCAAUAUUUGACACAUAUUCGUUGGCAGGAUCUGUUUCAUGCAUCGAGAUCUGGCAUUAUCAUAGGCACUCGGGUCUGGGUUAAAAAAAAAAAA